This is a messenger RNA of Coffea eugenioides, 1945 nucleotides long. RefSeq lists its product as uncharacterized. The record is from RefSeq and is a predicted model, not a curated record. The transcript has 3 exons. NCBI's taxonomy places the organism in Eukaryota, Viridiplantae, Streptophyta, Magnoliopsida, Gentianales, Rubiaceae. The coding region runs from base 535 to 1824 and encodes 429 amino acids.
UCUCCAAAUCCUUUGUUGGGAAACACUUAAAAUACACACAUUUACAGUGUACGUCACUGUGUGUAUAUGUGCAGGAGAACAGUGAAAAAGAAACCACCAUUUGUCAAGAGCUACAGCUAAUCUCCACAGUAUAUAUACGUACGUAGUUUAUAUAUGUAUAUCUUUCCUCGUGAUCUGUGCAUUGUCUACGUGAUAUGCUCGGAGGAGGCUGUAGUUUUUGGUGGCAGCUAUUGCUAUUAAAGGACCCUUUUGAUCAUUUAUUCAUAUUGUAAUUGGAUCUUGAGAGCGACCCUUUUGGAUAUACAGUCCGUUUUGGUGAUAUAAGUGUCAAAGUUUCAACCUUUUUGGUUAUUUUCUUGGAAAAUUGAAUGACAAAGUUAUGAGGAUUUUCUCAGCUUUCUGGGCUAUUUUCAGUGGACUUAGCUUCAAAAGUGGCUUUGGUUUUGCUUUGGAGAUAGAUAAAGCAUCAUAGCAAAGGUUUUUUUCUGCUACAGUGCUACAGAAUUGUCCAAUGGAGAAGGACUUGUGACAAAAAUGGAUCCUCAAGCUUUCAUAAGGUUGUCAAUAGGUUCACUGGGUUUGCGACUUCCUGGGACAGAACUGAAUUCUUCUAAGUCUGGAAUUAAUGCUAUCUCUUCUCCAUGUGUGUGUGAGAUUCGCUUACGUGGUUUUCCUGUGCAGACCUCCUCUAUUCCCUUUCUAUCCUCUCCUGAAGUUACCCCAGAUGCUCAGAGUGUUGCCUCCAGCUUUUACCUAGAAGAAUCUGAUCUCAAAGCAUUGCUGGCCCCAGGCUGUUUCUACGCAUCUCAUGCAUGUCUGGAAAUAGUAGUUUUUAGAGGGCGCAAAGGUACACAUUGUGGUGUUGGUAUUAAAAGGCAACAGAUUGGAACUUUUAAGUUGGAAGUUGGUCCUGAAUGGGGAGAAGGAAAACCGAUUAUACUUUUCAAUGGGUGGAUAGGUAUUGGCAAGAGCAAGCAGGGUAGUGCAAAACCUGGAGCAGAGCUUCAUUUAAGAGUGAAGCUAGAUCCUGAUCCAAGAUAUGUGUUUCAGUUUGAAGAUGAGACCAGAUCAAGUCCCCAGAUAGUUCAGCUUCAGGGUACAUUUAAGCAGCCUAUUUUCAGUUGCAAGUUUAAUCAAGACAGGGUAACCCAGUUAGAUCCGCUGAGCAACUUCUGGUCACAUUCAGUUGACAGUUCUGAUCAGGAUGUAGAAAGAAGAGAGAGGAAGGGAUGGAAGGUGAAAAUUCACGAUCUCUCUGGCUCAGUUGUUGCAGCAGCCUUCAUAACUACUCCAUUUGUGCCUUCAUCAGGCUGUGACUGGGUAGCAAAAUCCAACCCAGGAGCUUGGUUGAUUGUUCGGCCUGAUGCUUGCAGGCCUGAGAGCUGGCAGCCAUGGGGAAAGCUUGAAGCAUGGCGUGAACGUGGCAUCAGAGACUCCAUCUGCUGUCGCUUCCACCUUUUAUCUGAAGGACAGGAGGGUGGGGAGAUCCUCAUGUCAGAGAUAUUGAUUAAUGCUGAAAAGGGUGGCGAGUUCUUCAUAGAUACAGAUAGACAGGUGAAAGCUGCAGCAACUCCAGUUCCAAGUCCACAAAGCAGUGGUGAUUUUGCUGCACUAAGUCCUGUCCAUGGUGGGUUUGUUAUGAGCUCUAGGGUACAAGGAGAAGGGAAACGUUGCAAGCCCCUGGUGCAACUAGCCAUGCGAUAUGUGACUUGUGUGGAGGAUGCAGCCAUUUUUAUGGCUCUUGCCGCUGCUGUUGAUCUCAGCAUUGAGGCUUGCAGGCCUUUCCGAAGAAAGGUAAGAAGAGGUAAUCGCCAUUCUUGGUGAUAUGUGUUUUUGAUGCUCAUUUACGUUUCAUGAACUAAUGGAUCAUCCUUGUAUUACUUCUGAAUUAUGUAACAAUUUGACAUGGUGUACAUAAUCAAUCUAGUUUCAUUUACAUUUUCAA